AUGUCCCUCGUACAGCUAGCUAAUGUAUGUGCUCAUCUGCAAAAUGUCUCCAUGGCAAAGGCUCCUCUAGCCAGUAUUCCAUAUACGCGGUUACACUUGCAGAUUGCAUUUGGACUAUACAAAGAAGGUUUCAUCUCCAGCUUACAGCGUGGAUCACAGAACGGACCUGAUCUUACACCAGUUGAGGUGACUCCAGAUAAUGUGUCUACCCGUCGUUUAUGGCUCGGCAUGAAAUACAGACAGGGAAUGCCAGUGCUAUCCAAGUUCCAACUUAUCUCCAAACCAAAUAGAAGAGUUUACGCCGAAGCAGAGGACCUCAGAUCCUUUGCAUCUGGUAACAGCUUUAGGUUUGUCAAGCCGUUGAUGCCAGGUGAAAUUGUUUUUGUGAGACCAAAGGGUGCCAAGGAGGUGAUAAAUUUACACGAGGCUGUGAAAAAACAAGUAGCUGGAGAGUUAUUAUGCAGAGUUUACUGA
Molecule: messenger RNA, 474 nt
Organism: Pichia membranifaciens NRRL Y-2026
Lineage: Eukaryota; Fungi; Ascomycota; Pichiomycetes; Pichiales; Pichiaceae
Exons: 1
Coding region: 1-474 (157 amino acids)
Biological process (GO): translation
Cellular component (GO): ribosome
Molecular function (GO): structural constituent of ribosome
Source: RefSeq, a predicted model, not a curated record